AUGAAGAUUCUUUUACUUUUAUUCACCUUGAUAGCAAGAAGUAGUCAGCUAAUGCUGAGUGAAUGUGGAGCGGAAGCAAGACGGCCACAGGUCACUGACAUCUCAGUGCAGUGUGGCACCUCAUCCAUUGGUUUGGCGAUCGAAAUCUGCCCUGUCAUCUACACGGGCUACAAUGAGACUCUACUGAUCCUGAACCAUAUGCUGGACCCAGCCUGUAGAGCAACCCUUGAUGAAUCUGUGACUCCACCUGUCGCUCGCUUUAACUUCCCCCUAAAUAUGACCCACUCCUGUGGAAGCGUAUUCAGGACCACCAGUGCUGCUGGCACGGGUAUAUUCUCUGACUUUUCCAACAUCCAGACGGUCAACAUCAGCGGCAUCGUCCGGUCCAUUGAUCCUACAACAGGCACAAUCACUUACAACGCUGAGCUGAAGUACUAUUACUCCUGCGCCUAUCCCUUAGAAUAUCUGAUCAACAACACUCAGAUCGAUGUGUCGGCUUCCUCCAUUGCAAUCAAGGACAACAAUGGGAGUUUCAUCAGCACCUUGAGCAUGGAGCUGUUCAGUGACGCCAACUACACCAAACUGAUGACCAUUCCAAAGCUGGGGAUUGAACUGAGGACCAGUGUGUACGUCGAGGUCAAGGCCACCAACUUGACGGGCCAGUACCACGUCUUGCUUGACCGGUGCUACGCCUCCAUCUCCCCAUUGCCUUCUAACUCCAGCUUCUUCAACCUGUUUGUCCCCUGCUCCAAGGACCAGUUCACCACCAUGAUUGAGAAUGGACAAAGCCAGAGCGCCCGCUUCCGCUUCCCAGCCUUCCGCUUCAUUGAGCAGCAGAACGAGACAGUGUCCACCUACUACCUCCACUGCAUCACCCGGCUGUGCGAGAAGAGCACCUGCAGCACAUUCAUGCAGUGCAACAGCAACAGGAGGAAGAGGAGCACCCUGGACACCUCCGCAGAGGGUAUAACCAAAACUUACACCAUCACUUCUCGGGAGAUCACCACCAAAGCUGAGAGCACCGAGUCCAAAGAGGAGGCCCUCGUUGCCAAAGAAGAAGACGACUCUGCUGCUGGGCUUGGUGUGGCUGUUGGCGUCCUAGGCUUUGCUUGCCUUAUUGCCCUUAGUGUUGCAGCCGUGUUUUACAAAAGGCUCAGGAACUAA
Messenger RNA from Toxotes jaculatrix (banded archerfish), 1164 nucleotides. Its product is annotated as zona pellucida-like domain-containing protein 1. The transcript has a single exon. NCBI's taxonomy places the organism in Eukaryota, Metazoa, Chordata, Actinopteri, Toxotidae. Gene Ontology annotation, cellular component: cell surface. The record is from RefSeq and is a predicted model, not a curated record. The coding region runs from base 1 to 1164 and encodes 387 amino acids.